Ruditapes philippinarum (Manila clam) is the source of this 1448-nucleotide messenger RNA. RefSeq lists its product as uncharacterized. The coding region runs from base 106 to 1194 and encodes 362 amino acids. Lineage: Eukaryota; Metazoa; Mollusca; Bivalvia; Venerida; Veneridae. The record is from RefSeq and is a predicted model, not a curated record. The transcript is spliced from 5 exons.
UAAAAUAUUUCACCAAUAAGGAAGUUGCGCGGGUCGUUGCAGAAAUAUAAUAAGAUUGGAAUGAUUUUGUCAUUGCGAAAUUAAUUCAGUAACGGAGCACGUAAAAUGUACGGAGGAAUCUUAUUGUGCCUUUUCUUGGUGGGAAAUUCUCGCAGUUUGAGUCUAAAGAACAACGACUUAGACAAAGAGCCGUCGACAAAUAACGACUUCCGGACAGGAAAUGGCGAAUGGCAUAUUAACGUGACAAUGCACGUGUAUUCUGGACGUCGGGAUCCAUCAUGGCUUAUUCCGUACUCACAUCCAGCCUAUAACGUCAUUGUUAAAAACAUAAAUGGCAUUCCUACAAAACCACUACCAAGCAAGCUUGGAUAUAAAGGGUUUUCAUUGGUCCACAUAUCCGACGGAGAGAAUUUCGAAAAGAAAAGGUAUUUCAACAGAACUGUGACGUCAUUACCGGAUUGGGAGUUGUAUCUUCUACAAACAUAUCAAGGUGAUGCUGAAGAUCUGAGACUACACGCUAAACAGUCCAUACUGAAAACUGUUGCUAGACGUAAAAGGAGAUCUUUAUACAAUCCUUACAAUGAUUAUGAUUAUGGCUCUUUGUUCUACAAACCUACCACAGUUGAUCCAAUUAACUCACUGUCUAACAGUGACAUGAUGGAGCUUGCAAAGCUAUGGGGAAUCGACAAAAGGUUCAGAAACAUAACUGCGCCACCUCCAUUCCUAGGACCGACUAGGUUCGAGCCUUUUAAAUGGAAUAAGCGUGUCGUGAAGGAACAUAAUAACUGUUAUAAUUAUGCAAACAAUAAAAUCACAGACACGUUUGCGCAGCCAGGUCGUGCCGGUAAUUGCAACAACAUUCUCCUGACAAACGGGACGAAUAUUGAAAAGCUUGCAAAGUGUGAUGGUCUGAGAGCCGUAUUUACUCCAAACAUGAAAAAACUCCCUGACCAUAAAUGGAAUCUUGUAGCACUGGUGUUUUGGCCACCAACACCUGGAAGUGAUUUGUUUGACUUUCACUGGUAUAGGUUAGAUGCUGAUGGACAUUGGUCCCAUAAGCCCGGUAAGACGUCAGCCACAAAUAUAGACCAAAGUGGGAAACCCAUCACAGAUCCUCGGUACGCUGACCGGGGACCAUACACACAAUUUGUGGGUUUUCUGGAGACACGUCUUGAUAAAGUACUUCUCAUCUGAUGUAAAGGCAACAACGUUUUCUCGAGUAUGCUGAGAAUUAAUAUUUCUAACUUUGUUUUCUCGCCUGAGCUUAUACUGAUUGCAUAAAUAUCAGAAACAUGUGGUUUCUCGAUAGUUUAGAUAACCACGAAGUGUAUUUCACAAUAAACUUACAAUUGUGCCUAUUAUUUUCAUUCAAUGCUUAAUUAUUUUAAAAAUGUAUUUGCCAAUCGCCACUUUUUCUGACUUAUGUCAUAAAUAUGUUACGAAAAUCA